AUGGGCGAAUCCAGACAAGAGCUUUUGGCUUGGUUGAACAACCUGCUGCAGUUGAACAUCACCAAGAUCGAGCAAUGUGGAACCGGUGCUGCGUUAUGCCAGAUCUUCGAUUCGAUCUUCAUGGACGUGCCUAUGUCCCGGGUCAAGUUCAACGUUAACACCGAAUACGCCUAUCUGCAGAACUUCAAAAUUCUCCAGAACGUCUUUGCCAAGCACGGCAUAGAGAAGCCCAUCCCGGUUCAAUCCCUCUCGAAAUGCCGCAUGCAAGAUAACCUGGAGUUCCUCCAAUGGGUGAAGCGAUACUGGGACCAGCAUUACCCAGGUGGUGAUUACGAUGCCCCCGGUCGACGAAAGGCCUCUGCCGGUGCGGCUCGUCCUCGCGUUGCUGCUUCGGCUGGUGGUGGUGCGGCCACCGCGGCUCUCCAGCAGGAGAUUGCUACACAGAGAGAGGCGAUUGCGGGACUCGAGAAGGAGCGCGAUUUCUACUUCGCUAAGCUUCGCGAUAUUGAGCUCCUGCUGCAGACUGCUAUCGAGCAAGACCCAGAGUUGGAUCAGGAGGGCGAUACUUUGGUGAAACAUAUCCAGGGCAUUUUGUAUUCGACUGAGGACGGAUUCGAGAUCCCGGAAGCGGAGGAGGGUGUGGCUGAUGAGCUGGAGACUUUUUAG
Messenger RNA from Penicillium chermesinum, 666 nucleotides. RefSeq names its product microtubule-binding protein BIM1 (gene eb1). NCBI's taxonomy places the organism in Eukaryota, Fungi, Ascomycota, Eurotiomycetes, Eurotiales, Aspergillaceae. Gene Ontology annotation, biological process: regulation of microtubule polymerization or depolymerization; spindle assembly; protein localization to microtubule plus-end. The transcript is spliced from 7 exons. The record is from RefSeq and is a predicted model, not a curated record. The coding region runs from base 1 to 666 and encodes 221 amino acids. Gene Ontology annotation, molecular function: microtubule plus-end binding. Gene Ontology annotation, cellular component: microtubule plus-end; spindle midzone; microtubule organizing center.